Colletotrichum chrysophilum is the source of this 1080-nucleotide messenger RNA. RefSeq lists its product as uncharacterized. Gene Ontology annotation, molecular function: hydrolase activity. Lineage: Eukaryota; Fungi; Ascomycota; Sordariomycetes; Glomerellales; Glomerellaceae. The transcript has 4 exons. Bases 1 to 1080 code for a protein of 359 amino acids. The record is from RefSeq and is a predicted model, not a curated record.
AUGGUCCAUCUCAAAUCCAAACCAGACUACACCCCCCUCACCCCAUCAUUCCGCCCCCUCCCAAAGAACGGCCACCUCGCCGCCCUCGAGCCCGAGUUCGCCCACGUCCUCAAAGCCGCAGACGCCGCCGUGGCGCCCUUUUGGAAGCCCGAGCUCUCGCUCCACGAGUUCCGGCAGGCCUGGCUCAGCCCGCCUCCCGCGCCGAAGGGGACCCCGCAGGAGGGCGUCGACGUGCUGGCGGAUACGCGGAAGAUUCCCGUACGCGAUGGCGCUGAGAUUGAGAUCAAGAUCUGGAGGAGCAAGAACGCUGUUGGGAAAGCGGUGCUUGGGAUGAGGUUUCACGGCGGCGGUUGGGUUGUCGGGGGCCACAUGACGGAGGAGCCUGAGAAUCUAAUGUUGGCGGGGUUGGGGAAUGUCGUUGUCGUGAGCGUGGACUACCGGACAGCUCCCGAGCACAAAUUCCCCGUCCCCCUAAACGACUGCCUCGACGCCACAAAAUGGUGCAAAUCCAACGCCUCAACUCUCGGCAUCGACCCGGAAAAGAUCCUUCUCCUCGGCUCCAGCGGCGGCGCCAACAUCGCCAUCGUCACGGCCCUGCGCAUGCGCGCGGAGGGCGUCUCAGGCCUCCUCGGCCAGGUCCUCGCCUUCCCCGUGACCUGCCACCCGGCCCUCAUGCCCAGCGACAAGUACGAGCUCGCGAGCUACCGGCAGUGCCACGACGCCGCCAUCGUCGACGCGCGCAAGAUGGAGUUCUUCUGGGACGCGUACCUGCCCGGCCCGCCGGGGGAUGUUGAGCCGCGGGCGUGGCACUCGCCGUUGCUGGCUGAUGAGGGCGGGUUGAAGGGGCUUCCUCCUGUUUUGAUGCAAGUUGCGGGAGCUGAUCCGCUGCGCGACGAGGCCAUCGCCUUCGCGGAGCGUCUGCAAGAAGAAGGGGUGUCGACGGAGCUCCACACGUACCAAGGCAUGCCGCAUUGUUUCUACAUGUUUGAGGGGCACCAGUCGACGGCGGAGUAUUACAGCCGGGUCAUCGGGUUCGUCAAGAAGAUUACGGGGGACGCGGCAACGCGGGCGAGGUUGUAG